ACUCCUCUUCACCUGGCAGUGAUCACCGACCAGCCUGAAAUUGCCGAGCAUCUUCUGAAGGCUGGAUGCGACCUGGAAAUCAGGGACUUCCGAGGAAAUACCCCCCUGCACAUUGCCUGCCAGCAGGGCUCCCUCAGGAGCGUCAGUGUCCUCACGCAGUACUGCCAGCCGCACCACCUCCUCACUGUCCUGCAGGCGACCAACUACAAUGGACAUACUUGUCUCCAUUUGGCAUCUAUUCAAGGAUACCUGGCUAUUGUUGAGUACUUGCUGUCCUUGGGAGCAGAUGUAAAUGCUCAGGAGCCAUGCAAUGGCAGAACAGCACUGCAUUUGGCUGUAGACCUGCAGAAUUCAGACCUGGUGUCGCUUCUGGUGAAACAUGGGGCGGACGUGAACAAAGUGACCUACCAGGGCUAUUCCCCCUAUCAGCUCACAUGGGGAAGAGACAACUCCAGCAUACAGGAACAGCUGAAGCAGCUGACCACAACCGACCUGCAAAUGUUGCCAGAAAGUGAGGAUGAGGAGAGCAGUGAAUCGGAACCUGAAUUCACAGAGGAUGAACUUAUAUAUGAUGACUGCCUUAUCGGAGGACGACAGCUGGCAUUUUAAAGCAGAGCUUUCUGUGAAAAGAAGUGACUGUGUACAUAUGUAUAGAAAAAGGACUGACUUUCUUCAUUUAAAAAGAAAGUCUCAAUGCGGAGGGAAAGACCCGGAGGGAAAUACUACACUGUCCAGCAAGGAGCAUGUAAUUGUAACAGGACGGUUCCAGGUUCUGGCCUGUGUUUAAAUACAGGAUUGGGAUGUGUAACAUCUGUAGAGAAAUGUGACACCACCUGAUAAAGAGCCACAUAGCCAGUCUUCUCAACCUUGCGAAGGUAACAGACUACACAUCCAGCCUGCUAGUUACAGAGAGCUAUCUUAUGGCGUUAAGUACCAUGAGGAACACGUGUCCUCUUGUGGCAAGGCAGGCUCAUACCAGCACCCCAUCUUCUCGGAGACUGUGUGUUAAUUUGUGUUGGGCUGGUGGUGCUCCCUGGCCUCACUGACUGACCUCAGCUGCUCUUGGUGCGGCAUCCCAGGUGGAGGAGUCAAACCAAGGCACCGGUGACCUUCUGGCUGUUAGGAGAAAGUAGCAAUAAUGUUAACUGUGGGCAUUGCAAACGCGUUUCACACCAUGUGUGUCAUAAUUGCUACACUUUUUAGCAAUUG
Messenger RNA from Leptosomus discolor (cuckoo roller), 1209 nucleotides. NCBI's taxonomy places the organism in Eukaryota, Metazoa, Chordata, Aves, Leptosomiformes, Leptosomidae. The record is from RefSeq and is a predicted model, not a curated record.